Microplitis mediator is the source of this 1932-nucleotide messenger RNA. RefSeq lists its product as uncharacterized. The transcript has 3 exons. NCBI's taxonomy places the organism in Eukaryota, Metazoa, Arthropoda, Insecta, Hymenoptera, Braconidae. The record is from RefSeq and is a predicted model, not a curated record. Gene Ontology annotation, molecular function: transposase activity; zinc ion binding; DNA binding. Gene Ontology annotation, biological process: DNA transposition. The coding region runs from base 1 to 1932 and encodes 643 amino acids.
AUGGAUUUUGGUAAAAAAUGCAUCAAUUGUAAUAUAAAUUUGCGUAAAGCAGUUGGCUAUAAGAAAGUUGUUAUGACAAUCGAUGAAGCUUAUAUUGCGACUGAAAAAAUUGGAAAGAGAGUCCUUAUUAAUGAUGCCUUUUGUAGUAAGUGUCGAGUUAUUUUAACAAGACCACCUAUACUUAAGAACACUGAGGAUUCAUCUGCAGAUCGAGUUAGUAUCAAAAGCCAGCCAAUUUUGUCUCAAUCCUCAUCCACUAUUGUUUCAUCUGUAUCCUCAUCUCAAGAUCCUUCAUCUGUUAUUGAAGAAAAAAUGGAAGAAGAAUUAGAAUUUGUGGAGUUGGGUUUUCCCCGAAUCAUAUCGACACAUAAAUACUGUUGCCUUUGUGGAUCAUCAGCAAAUAUCAUCAUAGUUCCGUUUGAAGCACGCAAGCAAGUAUUUUCCAAAAGACGACUCUUUAUUCCAGAAGGAAAUCGGUGUUGUAAAGAUCAUAUUAUAAAAAAGCGAUUCUAUGAUGAAGACAUUAACAGUUUUCGAAUUUAUUCGAAUACCAGUGUAUUUGAAGUUCGUGAUUUGGAAAAAUUACUUGGGCAGCUGGCUAUUGGCACUGAUUCGUCCAUAAUUGAUAAAAUUGGAGAUCACUCGAUUUCAGAAAAACAGCUGGAAGUAUUUACGAGCCUUACCUGGGAAAAAUUGAUAAAACUUCUGAUAUCUUCAAUUUUUGGUUUGCCACGGGAACAAAUGGUAUCCGACUACUGUGAUGAAGUAAUAUCUUCAUUUGAAAAAGAUGUUUUGCCUCAGUAUUUCGGAAUCGAUGCUAUUAGUAGGGAGACAUUACUCACCAAUACGUCAAGUACUGCUAAAAUGUUGUAUCAAGUAAAAGAUGACCAGUUGAUAUUCAUUUGCGAUGGAACAUAUAUUCGUCAUCAAAAAAGUGCAAAUAACGAAUACCAGAGGAAAUCAUAUUCUGGUCAAAAGAAAGUCCCUCUGUGCAAACCAUUCACGAUAUGUACUACAAAUGGUUUCGUUAUAGAUAUGCUUGGGCCAUAUACAGCUCAUAUGAACGAUGCUGAGAUUAUGAGAAUCAUCUUAAAUGACCCCAAUGGUCUGAUUAAGUUGCUGAAUAAAGGUGACAUUAUUGUAGUUGAUCGUGGCUUCCGGGAUGUGAUAGUAUAUUUAGAAGAAUUGGGGUUCAAAGUACUAAUGCCUGCUCUCAAAGGAAAACUCAAUCAGCUGACCACAGAUGAAUCAAAUGAAUCCCGUUUCGUUACCAAAAUCCGUUGGGUUGUAGAAGCAGUACAUGUGUUUUUUUGUCGAAUCGCUUGUUUUCUGCAUAAUGAAUAUGGUACGAGACUUGAUUCUGAUCUCGAUCUUCGUGAACAACUUAUUGCCGCCAUGAACUCAAAAAAGGAUCAAGAUAAUACCUUAGCCUCGGAGGUAGAGACUAAUCGUUGGGCAAGAAGAAAAGUUCCUUUUGCAACAAUAACUUCAGAUAUAUUAACUGAUUUUCCUGAAUUAACGAAACAAGAACUCAAAAUUCUUUUCACAGGAUCAUAUCAGAUGUCUCAAGCUGUAUCGUAUUUAGCUGAAAUGAUGGAUGAAAAUGGAACGAUCAUACUUUAUUAUUUGAAAAUUACACCUAAUAUUUUAAAAUUCCAAGUCAGAUCUCGACAUAUUAAUUCGAAGACAUAUUAUUGUUUUGUAGAAUAUCAGCCAGAUAAGAACAAUAUCUCUGGAAUAACUCGAUAUUGUUGUAAUUGUGCAAAUGGUAGACGUACUGUUGGAUGUUGCUCACACAUUGCUGCUAUUAUAUACCAUUUAUCUCACGCUCGAUAUUUAGCGCAAAUUGUAAAACCUGCUGAGAUACUUAGUUGUCUGUUUAUUGAUGAAAAAGUCAGUGUCGUCAUAAAUGAAGACAGUCAUGAAGACUAG